This is a messenger RNA of Raphanus sativus (radish), 1351 nucleotides long. RefSeq names its product putative phosphatidylinositol 4-phosphate 5-kinase 11. Bases 1 to 1239 code for a protein of 412 amino acids. NCBI's taxonomy places the organism in Eukaryota, Viridiplantae, Streptophyta, Magnoliopsida, Brassicales, Brassicaceae. Gene Ontology annotation, molecular function: phosphatidylinositol kinase activity. The record is from RefSeq and is a predicted model, not a curated record. The transcript has 9 exons. Gene Ontology annotation, biological process: phosphatidylinositol metabolic process.
AUGGCAAGGUUUACGAGGCAAAUAUCAGCCAUGGAGGUUAGAGACACACAGAAAAAACGAGUUCGAUACUCUUCAAAGCACAUUAAACACUUGCCAUCUUGCACAUUUACUGAGUUUGAUUUGAGAGAUUAUUGUCCAUCGGAAUUCAGACUUAUAAAAGAACUUGAAGAUAUUGAUCAUGAUGAUUACAUGCAUUCCAUUUGCAAUGAUGAGACUCUAAACAAACUCUCUUCUGGGAAAAUAGGCAAUGUGUUUCAUGUGUCCAAUGAUGACCGUUUCCUCAUCAAGAUUCUUAGAAAAUCAGAGAUUAAGGUGAUAUUAGAGAUGCUUCCAGGCUACUACCGACAUAUUCAUAAUCACAGAUCAUCACUAUUCUCAAGGAUCUAUGGUGCUCAUGCUGUCAAGCCUAUUGGAGGUGUUAAGACAUAUUUUGCUGUCAUGUCAAACAGGCUGCAUUCUAAGGUUUCUAUGAACAAGCUCUAUGAUCUAAAAGGUUCUCCUAAAGGUCGAACCAAUAAGAAAAUUGAACUGAGAAACAACACUGUGUUGAAGGAUAUAGAUCUUGAUUUCUGUUUCUACGUCGAUCCAUUGGCUAGACAACGCAUCAUCAAGCAAACUAAGCUAGACUGUGAGCUAUUGGAAGAACAGGGUAUAAUGGAUUACAGCUUAUUGGUUGGUUUACAAGUAAAAGAGUUAUCAUCUCAAGGUUCAGUUAAUGGAGUAAACCCGGUUUACGGUAGCUUCACACCUCCAUGCUCAUUGAAAAGUGAUAGCGUAAAGUCAACGAAGACAGCUCUAAAUUCUCCAGAUAGCUCAUCUACAACAUUGUACUCAUGCCCUCCCAAUAGAGAUUCAGUGGGAAGUGAAAACUCCAUGACAAGCAAUAACACAAGCUCAGAAACUAAUCUGAUAAACAGACAAAGCAAAUUAGCAACACUAAGUGACAUCUUUGUCAACAGCUCGAGUACUAACUUUGGGAUGAAGAUUCCGGCGAGAGCGCGGCGAGUGAAGAGAGCGGCGGGAGAAGAGGAGGAAUGGUACGAUGUGGUUUUGUAUUUAGGGAUCGUGGACACAUUUCAAGACUACGGUAUUAAGAAACGCAUUGAACAUUGUUACAAAACCAUCCAACAUAACUCAAACUCAAUCUCGACCGUCCAUCCUAAGAUCUACUCUUCUCGAUUCCAAGAAUUCGUCUCCAACAUCUUCUUAUCUCAUGACGACGGUGACCUCUCUCGCUGAUAUCUGUUGUUUGGUAUAGUGAUAAGAUCAGUUUAACUUCCAAGUCGAAUCAUUAUUAGAAUGUUUAAGAACCCUCAUCUUAGGACCCAAGUCAGGUGUCUGGUGGUCCAAA